Messenger RNA from Hippocampus comes (tiger tail seahorse), 2116 nucleotides. Its product is annotated as DBH-like monooxygenase protein 2 homolog. The transcript is spliced from 13 exons. NCBI's taxonomy places the organism in Eukaryota, Metazoa, Chordata, Actinopteri, Syngnathiformes, Syngnathidae. The coding region runs from base 42 to 1904 and encodes 620 amino acids. Gene Ontology annotation, molecular function: copper ion binding; dopamine beta-monooxygenase activity. Gene Ontology annotation, cellular component: secretory granule membrane. The record is from RefSeq and is a predicted model, not a curated record. Gene Ontology annotation, biological process: dopamine catabolic process; octopamine biosynthetic process; norepinephrine biosynthetic process.
AAUCCCUUCUGAACUCCUGCUCAUAUUUCAAGACUAUAGAAAUGAUAGAUGAUGGUUGGGAUGAUCGUGAGGGAGUUGGCCAAGGGUGUAGUUUACGGUAUUGGGAGGGGACGUAUCACGUGGGUUCAUCUAGCACUGCAGGUGUGUCAAAAGGCCAGGAGGGUAUUUUUUUGGCUCAGUCCAAAGCACUCGAGUCUCAGCAGUACAUCAUGCUCGCUCUCCUUCCUCUCCUGUGUCUGAUCUGGACUGAAGCAGCACAGGCGUCAGAUCCGAGCCUGCCCUUCAUGGACUACCUGGACACUGACCACCUGGUCUGCAUCAAGUGGGGAUUCGAUGACCAGCAGGGAAACAUCACGUUCAAAUUCAUCGUCAACACCACCGGCUGGAUCGGCUUCGGCCUGAGUCCCAACGGAGACAUGAUCGGGGCCGAUCUCGUCAUGGGGGGAGUCGGUCCUGACGGAAACUACUUUAAAGACUAUUAUUCCACAGAAAACAGCUACCCCAUCGAGGACCAACAGCAGAGCUACACUCUGCUGGCCCUCAAUGAGAGCGACGGGCAAACUCUCAUGACCUUUUCCAGGGCCUUGCAAACUUGUGACCACCAAGAUCUCCCCAUCACUGCCCAACCCAUGAAGCUGAUAUAUGCUUACGGAUUGACGGAUGAGAUUGGGUUCCAUGCGGCUCUCGCCGGUUCCAAAGAACUCAACCUACUGAAUUAUGUCACCAGGUCUACUGCGGCAAAAGGAAACUACAUCAGUGCUACAAUGGAAAACAUCACUAUCCCUCCGCAGGACACUUAUUACCACUGCAGGGUCAUGAAGUUUCCAACCUUCGUCACCAAGCAUCACAUAAUUCAGUUUGAGCCGGUGAUUGAGAACCGUGAUCUGGUCCACCACAUGCUGCUCUACAGCUGCCCGUCAUCCGUGACGACCGCCUAUGACGGCGAAUGCUACCAGGGCCACUCGGGGGACCGCUGCUAUGCCAUUGUUGGCGCUUGGGCUGUGGGAAGCCAGAUCUUUGAGCUGCCGGAAAACACCGGCAUUCCCAUCGGAGGUGGGGAGGACGUUGCGUUUUACAGGCUGGAGAUCCAUUACAGCAACCUCAACAACGUAUCAGGCAGGAUUGACAGCUCAGGUCUAAAGCUGCACUACACAGACCAAUUGCGACCGCAUGAUGUCGGAAUCCUAUCCACGGGCGUGUCACCGUCUCGUCAUAUCGACUACGACAUUCCUCCUCGAGCGACUAAAUUCCGCACCUAUGGCGUGUGUAACACCAGUCUCAUUUCUCAGAUCGUCAAUCCUGUGCCGGACUUGCAAGUUUUUGCUGUGAUGAUGCACACUCAUACAGCUGGGAGAGAGAUCCGAGUGGGACAUUUCAGAAAUGGAGAGCAAUUGGGAUUUCUCGCCAUGAAUCUGAACUAUGACUUCAACCUGCAAGAGAUUACCAGAUUGGGAAGCAUCAAGACCAUCAAACCGGGAGAUGAUAUUGUGGUGGAGUGCUCCUACAGUACUUCGGAUAGGACUGGGGCUACACAGAUGGGUUUGGCGACCACGGAUGAGAUGUGCCUGGCCUUCCUGCUGUUCUACCCCAAAAUCAAGAUUGUAGCAUGUUUCAGCCAGCCCAACAUGUCAAACCUAAACCACCAGUUCCCUCUGGGAGGCUCUGUUUCAAACCAAGAGGAAAUUGUAGAGUAUGAGAACGUGGUGAAGAACUUGUCGCAAAUUCAGAUUUUAUUCACAAAUGAUAGCCAGUUCCACGUUAACCCUUACGGUCAUGUCAGGGAUAUGAUGGAAACGCGAACUUACCACUGUGAGCACACAGGCAACGGGUCAAGCAAAUGCACAUCCGGGAUUUGGAAUCAAGUGUCAGUGCUGGUGGUGCUCGUCUGGAUGGCUUCUUCUUGAAGAUGCCCUCUCUAUUUAGCAACAAAACACAAUACUGUAUAUUUCAAUUUGAGGCUAUCCAUUUAAAUGCAAUGCGUAUUUUAUUGUGGUUGUAGUUUGCGAUGAUGAUGAAAUGCAUUGUAUUUUCAAAUAUUGUGAUUGCUAUCAAUUGGACUACAAUAUUAAUUAUGAUCACAGGUAGAUGAAUGAUUUUUGUAUUGUCUUUCGAUUAC